UUUAUUUAUUUUAUCAUGCAGCUGAGGAAUCUGUUGUGGGCUACAUCAAAGCACGAUGUGUACCUCAUGCAAAACUACUCGGUAAUGCAUUGGUCAUCACUGCUACGCAAUGGCAAAAAAGUGCUGAAUGUGGCUAAGCCAAUUGUUCCCAACCUGAAACGACAAUCUCAGCAACUCUCUAGGGUGCAGAUUAGCACCAUGGCAGUUAAAGAAAAUUUAAUGGUGGCUGGUGGUUUUCAGGGGGAGCUUAUUUGCAAGUAUAUAAAUCAACCGAGGGUGGCAUUCUCCAUAAAAGUAACCACUGAUGAUAAUGCAAUCACUAAUGCGGUGGAUGUGUAUCUCAAUCCUAGUGGUGCAAUGAGAGUUAUGGCUGCAAAUAACGAUGCUCAAAUCAGAGUUUUUAAUGCCGAAACUUUUUCAACCCUCAACCGGUUCUCUUUCGACUGGUCUGUAAAUGUAAGUGCUAUUAGUCCAGACGGGAAGUUGCUUGCAGUCCUUGGAGACAGUACCGACUGCCUAAUUACCGAUGCUCAGUCUGGCAAAGUCACUGGCACCCUAGAGGGACAUUUGGACUAUUCUUUUGCUUCAGCUUGGCACCCUGAUGGGAACAUUCUUGCUACUGGGAAUCAGGACACAACUUGCAGAUUGUGGGAUGUAAGAAAACCAUCCCAGUCCCUAGCUGUAUUGAAGGGAAGAAUGGGAGCAAUUAGAGCUCUCAAGUUCACAUCAGAUGGUCGAUUUCUUUCCAUGGCUGAGCCAGCUGGCUUCGUUCAUGUCUUCGACACCAAGUCCGAGUAUGUGAAGUGCCAGGAAAUUGACUUUUUUGGUGAGGUUGCUGGAAUAUCCUUUAGCCCAGAUACAAAAUCGCUCUUCGUUGGUGUUGCUGAUCGCACUUAUGGCAGCUUGUUAGAGUUCAACCGCAGGCGACAUAACCAGUAUUUGUAUUCCAUAUUGUAAAACCUAAGGUGAAGCCAAUAUCUAUAGAGACGAAUGAUUGUGAAUAUUUAAGGGAUGGGUUAAAAAUCGCCUGGGAGGAUUGGGU
Molecule: messenger RNA, 1042 nt
Organism: Gossypium raimondii (Peruvian cotton)
Lineage: Eukaryota; Viridiplantae; Streptophyta; Magnoliopsida; Malvales; Malvaceae
Exons: 6
Coding region: 16-957 (313 amino acids)
Molecular function (GO): protein binding
Source: RefSeq, a predicted model, not a curated record